This is a messenger RNA of Mercurialis annua (annual mercury), 1055 nucleotides long. Its product is annotated as glutathione S-transferase zeta class-like. Gene Ontology annotation, molecular function: glutathione transferase activity; maleylacetoacetate isomerase activity. Bases 115 to 795 code for a protein of 226 amino acids. The transcript has 2 exons. Gene Ontology annotation, cellular component: cytoplasm. Lineage: Eukaryota; Viridiplantae; Streptophyta; Magnoliopsida; Malpighiales; Euphorbiaceae. Gene Ontology annotation, biological process: glutathione metabolic process; L-phenylalanine catabolic process. The record is from RefSeq and is a predicted model, not a curated record.
ACUGCUUCGCUUGCAAAGCAGUCCUUUUCUUCCCUUCUAGUAACAUUUACUAAACCCUAACUUUGGAUCAAUUAAAUUCUCUAAUUUCUUAUUCUUGAUAAGACUAUAACAACAAUGGCGAGUGUUAAAGGAGAAGAAUCGUCCAGCAAGCUGAAGUUGUAUUCGUAUUGGAGAAGUUCUUGUUCCUAUCGUGUCAGAAUCGCGCUCAAUCUCAAAGGAAUAAGUUAUGAUUAUGUACCAGUUAACUUGGUUCAAGGCCAACAAUUCACUCCUGAGUUCUUGCAGCUGAAUCCAAUUGGGUAUGUGCCUGUGCUGGUUGAUGGAGAUAUUGUUAUUUCGGAUUCUUUUGCUAUCCUGUUGUAUCUUGAAGACAAGUAUCCUGAGCGCCCGCUGUUGCCCUCUGAUCUCCAGAAAAGAGCCAUCUCGAUUCAGGCUGCUAAUAUUGUUUCCUCUAGCAUUCAGCCUCUCCAGAAUCUAGCUGUGCUUAAAUAUAUCGGGGAAAAGGUGAGUCCCGAUGAGAGAGUUCCUUGGGUUCAAUUUCACAUUCAAAAAGGCUUUACUGCUCUUGAGAAGCUGCUGACUGACCAUGCUGGAAGAUAUGCUGUUGGAGAUGAAGUUUCCUUGGCGGAUGCGUUUAUUGAACCGCAGAUCCAUGCAGCAAUUAAAAGGUUCAAUGUCGACAUGACUAAGUUCCCUCUUCUAUCAAGGCUGCACGAGGCGUACAACGAGCUACCUGCAUUUCAGAAUGCUAUGCCAGAGGUGCAACCAGAUACCCCUUCAUCUGCCUCCCAGUAAUGGAUAUUUUACAGCAUGAAGUAGGACUUGCUAGAGGUCCAAGAUAAAGCUCAAAUAAUUACAUGUAAAAGAAUAUGAAUUGAUGCGAAUAAUUGGCCUUAGCUGACCUCUCAAUAUAUUAUGAGGUGCUUAUUUUGAUAGGAAAAACAAAACAAAAAAUAGGGUUGUAGAUAUAUAUACCUGAGCAAUAAUGACUUGUGGGAACAUUGUUCAGUAGGUGUAUAUUUGGUAUUUAAAUGAAUAAAAACUUUUUGAAAUCA